Exophiala mesophila is the source of this 4188-nucleotide messenger RNA. RefSeq lists its product as uncharacterized. The record is from RefSeq and is a predicted model, not a curated record. The coding region runs from base 166 to 4188 and encodes 1340 amino acids. Gene Ontology annotation, biological process: carbohydrate metabolic process. NCBI's taxonomy places the organism in Eukaryota, Fungi, Ascomycota, Eurotiomycetes, Chaetothyriales, Herpotrichiellaceae. The transcript has a single exon. Gene Ontology annotation, molecular function: hexosyltransferase activity; UDP-glycosyltransferase activity.
AUCUUUGCCCCUCGCCUCUUGAUUGAUACGUUGAGUUCGACCAAGCAGCUGGCGACUCCUGUCCCUCCUUGACUCGUCGACAUUAUUGCCCCCGCUGGCCUCCAUCGUCCUCCUCCACCGUUUGUACCUGGCCUUGGGCAUACGCAUGCCUCGACACUCCCCAAUAUGACUUCCGAACCCUCUCCCGCGGACCCUGCUCCGCCUAUCCCCAGAGCCAUUGUUCAAGAGGCUGAAGCGGCAGCAGCUGCUGCUGCUGCUACCGCUGCACUGGAACAUGGAGGGGCCGUGGCCGAACAAAACGAACCUCCAUCUUCACCUGAUCAUGUCCGUCAUCAUGGCGGUGUCUCUCCUCAUCUGGAUGAAGUCCCUCCUCCUGCCUAUAAUGGCGGAGACUAUGGCAAGUUGGAUAUCAGUCAGAACGGUCUAGACACGGGGGCCCAGAUUGCAAGCGAUGGCAGAGUCAACAUCAAAAUCAACCAACGCAGCCGCAAGCUCUCCAAUAUUCUUCUGCCUGCUCUGCGAAGACAACUGGAGUUGCAGAAACGCGAAGCCGAACCCGAUAUCCCAGCGGGCCUGGGCGAGACCGAUGGCCUGCCUCCUCCUCCCAUGAACAUUGUAAUCCAGAUUGUGGGAAGCCGAGGUGAUGUUCAACCUUUCGUCGCCCUGGGCCAAGUCCUCAAGAACCGCUAUGGCCACCGAGUUCGUAUAGCGACCCAUCCUGUUUUUAAACAAUUUGUCACCGAGAAUGGCCUAGAAUUCUUCAGUAUUGGUGGUGAUCCCGCCGAACUUAUGGCAUUCAUGGUAAAAAACCCGGGGCUCAUGCCUGGUUUUGACUCUCUCAAGAGUGGUGACGUAGGAAAGCGAAGAAAGGGCAUCUACGAAUUGGUCACCGGCUGCUGGAGGUCUUGCAUCGAGGCCGGUGACGGGACUGGUGAACAAGUGUCUGACGACAAUUUUGACAGUCGAAGUUUCGACAGCACAGUCAACUUUGGUAUCGACCCGGCCCUGAAACCCUUUAUUGCCGACGCCAUCAUUGCAAAUCCUCCCAGUUUUGCCCAUGUCCACAUCGCGGAAAAGAUGGGAAUCCCCUUACAUCUGAUGUUCACAAUGCCAUGGUCUCCGACCCAAUCAUUCCCCCAUCCUCUUGCGAACAUCAUAUCCUCCAACACCGACCCAAACAUGGCCAACUUUGUCACCUAUGCUCUAGUUGAUAUGCUCACCUGGCAAGGACUAGGAGACGUGAUCAAUCGUUUCCGAGAGAGAAGCUUGAAUUUGGAGCCAAUCAGCAUCAUGUGGGCACCAGGAAUGACGAGCCGUCUACGCAUUCCCUGGACGUACUGUUGGUCUCCUGCUCUGAUUCCCAAACCAGCCGACUGGGGUCACUAUAUCGACAUCUCUGGCUUCUACUUCCUCAACCUGUCCACAAACUACACACCUGCUCAAGACCUCGCCGAUUUCCUGGCUGCAGGACCUCCACCAGUCUACAUAGGGUUUGGUUCUAUCGUGGUGGACGACCCCAACGCAAUGACGAAAAUGAUCUUUGACGCUGUCAAGAAGACUGGCCAACGGGCUCUUGUAUCUAAAGGCUGGGGAGGCCUUGGUGCCGAUGAACUUGGUAUUCCCAAAGACGUUUUUAUGCUUGGUAAUGUUCCUCACGACUGGCUUUUCCAGCACGUCUCUUGUGUCGUCCACCACGGUGGCGCAGGUACAACAGCUGCUGGUAUCCUGGCUGGGCGCCCGACCGUUGUCGUACCUUUUUUCGGUGAUCAACCAUUUUGGGGAUCCAUGACGGCUCGCGCAGGAGCUGGCCCUGUGCCAGUUGCCUACAAGCACUUAACGGCAGACAAACUAGCCGAAUCCAUUUUGGACGCUCUAAAGCCUCAAUCUCUCGAACGAGCCAAGGACCUCAGCAUCAAAAUCAAGGCCGAAGAUGGCACCGAGGCUGGUGCUCAGUCAUUCCAUAAUCAGCUCCACCUUUCCGACCUCCGCUGUUCUUUGCUCCCCAACAGAGUUGCUGUCUGGCGAGUGAAGAGGACAGAUAUUCGUUUAUCAACUCUUGCAGCAACUGUCUUGGGUACAGAGGGCCUCCUCGACUUUUCUGACCUGAAACUGUAUCGACCUCGAGAGUAUGAAACCGAAGACGGCCCAUGGGAGCCCAUCUCGGGUGGCGCUGCUGCUCUUAUGGGAACCAUCGGAAAUCUUUCCAUGGGGAUUGCCGACUUUCCGGUAGAAAUCUUGAAGUCUUUAAAAACAGCAACAAAUGAUUUGAAAGAAGUUCACGAAAAGCGGCAUUCGACCAGUGGAGCAUCUACUCCAAUUUCGAAGUCGAAUAAUGAAUCGACUCAAGACUUGACCGCUAAGGCUCCAUCCCCCGAGUCCACAGGUUUAACACCAAGCCCCACCAACGGCACCACCACGCCAUCUGCCCUCCAGCAUCGCCAGUCCGCACUAUCUUCAGUGUUGUCAUCAGAUGGUUCACCUCGACAACAGAGUCCACAUCGUCGUCAUUCGAGGCACAGCUCUCGGACGCGCAAUCGCACAGACUCACCAGCCCGCGAUGACAAUUGUCCGACCGAGGAAGUUGGCCAAAUCACGCUCGAAACGGCCAUCAGCGGGGCUAAAGCGGCCGGCAGGAUCGUGUCUGCUGGAGUCAAAUCCCCGAUGGACUUUACAUUGUCUCUCGCCAAAGGGUUCCACAAUGCCCCAAAACUAUACGGAGACGAAACCGUCAGAAAGACGGAAAAGAUCACCGGCUUGCAGUCUGGCUUGAAAGCGGCAGGCAAGGAGUUUGGAUAUGGAUUCUUUGAUGGGAUUACAGGCCUGGUGACCCAACCCAUCGCUGGAGCCAAGAAGGAAGGAGCGGCGGGCUUCAUCAAAGGAGCUGCGAAAGGCUUCGGAGGCUUGAUGCUGAAACCUGGUGCGGCUAUCUGGGGUCUUCCAGGAUACACGGCCAAGGGGAUCUACGCCGAAGUUGCCAAGCAUUUCGGAAAUUCGGUACAGAACUAUAUCAUCGCUGCUCGCACUGCCCAAGGAUUCGAAGAUUGGAAGGUCAGUACCCCGGAAGAACGCGCCCAGAUUGUCUCGGCUUGGAAGGACACGAAAUUGGAAACCCGGAAGGGAGGGAAGCUUUAUGGCAACGAACGAAAAGAGGCGAUUGAGAGUCAUAUCUUGACCCGAACACACACAGACUCGGUGGAGCUCGUGCACGGCUUCAAGAGCACUCGGCACCUCACCUGGGAUGAGCGUAAGGCCCUAGCAGAGAGAAAAGAUAUACUGAAGAAAGAAGCAAAGGAGUUGGACCGUCGGGAAAAAGAAAUUCGGCGUGCUGAGAAAAAGGGCGGGAAAAUCAAGAGUCGUUGCAAGUUUUGCCCGUUCGAUCAUGACUCUGGAUAUCAUCUCCGGCAGACGACAUCGACACCGUCCUUGGGUACGUUUUUGACCAAUUCCAGCCAAGACACGUUGGUGGAUUACGAAGAAGCAAUCCAGAAAUCGGUUACGGCAACCAGCAAGGGCAACCCGCACGAAGAUGCGGUGAUUGAACGAGCUCUCAGGGCAAGUUUGCUGGAGUUGCAGGCCGUGCAGAAAGACGACGACCAUCACUCGGACAAAGCCUAUCAGUCCGCGAUCAAAGCGAGCCUGUCUGAAUACAAGAAAGCACACGAAGAGCACGGGCAGAAGACGGGGGUAGUGAGAACCGUGCCAGAGGACCACGAAGAGGAACUUGAACGCGUCCUAACGAAGUCCCUACAGGACUACAAGAAGGCCACGGCAGGCGUGGACCGUGACCAUUUCCACGACGAUGAGGAUUCGGGCGUCGAUACCGACCAUGAUGAGCAUUUCAAGCGAGUGAUUGAGGAGAGCAAGAGGUUGCACACGGAGAACGAGAUGAAGAAGCAAGAGCUUCUGCAAAGAGAGGCCCAAGUGGAGAGCAACGGGACCGACUCUGCAGCUGCCGCUCAGGUGCCAGCGACUGGCUCCUCCGACAUUACUGCGGACGACGCGAAUGACGAGGACCUUCAACGUGCUAUCACCGCGUCCGUGCAAGAAGAGAAGCAACAACAAGAAAUAUUGUCUCGACAAAAGACUGAGGAAGAAGUCGUGCUCGAGUACGUCAAGAAACAAAGCCUGUUGGAGGAAGAAUUGAGGAAGCAGAAGGAAACCAGAGAAGCUCCUUCAGCGUCCACAUGA